GGCUGUCAGGGGAUCGUCGCUGCAUCGUGUUUCCUUCCGGAAAGAAUUUUCUGGUGCACCAACUGGCAGUUGGACUGCUAGUAAAAUCUCUGGUUUCAAGACAAGAACACAGAAACUUCUGACACGAUGGAUGAAGAGCCAGAGAGAGCCAAGCGCUGGGAAGGAGGUUAUGAAAGGACAUGGGAGGUGCUUAAGGAGGAUGAGUCUGGCUCCCUUAAAGCCACAGUGGAGGAGAUUCUGUACGAGUCCAAAAGAAAAAGGGUGACACAAAGCCAUGCACAAGUGAGGCUUGGGAUGAUGCGCCACAUAUAUGUUGUUAUUGACUGUUCACGCAGUAUGGAGGACCAGGACUUAAAACCCAACCGUCUCACCUCUACCCUGAAGCUGAUGGAGGGAUUCAUCGAUGAAUACUUUGACCAGAAUCCCAUCAGCCAGGUUGGCAUUAUCACCACCAAAAACAAAAGGGCUGAGAAGCUUACAGAACUUGCAGGAAAUCCAAAGAAGCACAUUGCUGCUCUGAAGAAAGCAGUUGACAGCUCAUGUGUCGGAGAGCCUUCCCUGUACAACUCUCUCAGCUUAGCUAUACAGACUCUCAAGCACAUGCCUGGGCACACCAGCAGAGAAAUCCUCAUCAUCCUCAGCAGCUUGACCACAUGUGACCCAGCUAACAUCUAUGAGCUAAUCAAGACCCUGAAGUCUCUUAAGGUGCGAGUGUCAGUAAUUGGCCUCUCAGCGGAAGUCCGAGUGUGCACGGUUCUGACCAGAGACACAGGUGGAUCCUACCAUGUUAUCCUAGAUGAGAGUCACUUCAAAGAGCUGCUCAUGCUUCAUGUCAAACCUCCGCCAGCAAGCUUCUCAUCGGAAAGCUCUUUAAUACGAAUGGGUUUUCCUCAGCACACUGUAGCCUCUCUGAGUGACCAAGAUGUCAAACCAUCAUUCAGCAUGUCUCAUCUGGACAGCAGUGGCGGCCCGGCUCUGACUCUAGGAGGAUACUUCUGUCCGCAGUGCCAAGCAAAAUACACCGAGCUUCCUGUGGAGUGUAAAGUCUGUGGUUUGACGCUGGUGUCUGCUCCACAUCUGGCCAGAUCCUUUCAUCAUCUGUUUCCCCUCCAAGCAUUUAUUGAGAGUCCAGCUGAGAAUUAUCAGCAGAAUAGGUUCUGUCAGGCCUGUCAAGGGCAGCUGAAAGAUAAAAAUGUCUUCGCCUGUCCUUUGUGUCGCAGUGUGUUCUGUGGAGAGUGUGAUCUCUUCAUCCAUGAAUCACUGCACUGCUGUCCCUGCUGCAUUCACAAUCGGACUGCUACAUGAGGCCCAAACAGAGGCGGUUGUAGCCAGUUUGGCGCUCUGGGCAAAACACUUUACAAGGGGGAGUGGGUGGGAUUGGGUGUUUUGUAGUAGGCACUAUUGACCAUCAGAUUCUCCGUUUGAGAGCUGUGGGGAGGGAGGCAGGAGGGGAGAAUAUACACAAUGAGAGGGGCUGGGGGCUCUCAUGCCACCCCACAAGAUAACACCCUGAGCGGUUGCCCAUUCUGCCCAUAUCAGAAACCGCCACUGGGCCCAAAGAAUCAGUCUUCCUUAUCAACCCAUCACCUCUGAUUCCUCAUGUCUGUCCUGUCAGUGAUCCCUCUGUCUGAAGAACUGGUUCUCACAACUCACGAUUUUGUUUUUCGGGUUGCAUGAAGAUCAUCCAACUAACAAUGCUUGGAAUGCUUGAAGAGCAAGAGGUUGUGUUUUUCAUUCAUCCUUUCCUUUCCAUCAAAACAUUAAGGAUAAAACUGCUGUAAAUAAUUAAAACUGGUUUGAAGCACAAAGUGCCUGAUGUGGGUUUUUACAUCAUCUGAAUCCAGAUUUGAAGUAUAGAGUUUGGACAAGUUCAAUGAAACAGUUCUUUGCACUUACUCAAAUGCUUAGACUUUCAUGUGUUUCUUGGUUGAAUUUCCAAAGUUGUACUGCAUGUUUUACCUGUACCGAUAUUAUUUUACUAUUUCUCCACAACAUUGACUUCUCCACUGCUUCUCUGCUUCAGUUAAACUUCCCACAAUCCUGUGUUGCAUCACAGUCAAGUGACCAAACAAAGACCACAUGACUAACCCCCGUCCUCCCUCUCUAAAAACAAACGGCAACAAAAAAAUAAAUAUUAGUUGUUCAUAUCGGCCCAGUUUUAUUUAUUGGACUGAUACCAAUAUGCUAAAAAUUUACCAAUCAGUCGAUACCGAUUUAAGUACCACUAUAUCAUGCGCCCCUACUCUUUUAUCUUGCUGUUUACUAUGAAAUAUUAGAAAACUGUCACUUCUAGGGUUUAAUGUAGAAAUGAUAAAAUCUGGUGAAAUAUAAACCACACUGCCACUUAAGCCAGAAUGGAAGACUGAAGAAUUAUCUAUCCCCAUUACUUCUUUUCUACCUACAUCAACUCUGAAGAAUUUAAAUUAAUAUGAGUUACAACAUUUAAUUUCCUUUCAGGGUCAAUAAAGUAUUUUUGAAUUUUCAAUUUCUGCGAAGAAUAUCCUUUUUUUUAUUGAUUUCAUGUAAUAUUAAAAUUUUGUGAGACAUUUCCAAAAAAGUAAAGGCUUGUAUUUCACUCUGUGUAAUAAAAUUGGAUAAUAAUUUUACUGACAUGAGUGACAAAAAACAUUGAACUUUGUGACAUUCUUUAUAUAUGUACAUAUAUAUAUAUUUUUGAAGAUGUACCUGUAGAUCAGAGGUACUCAAGUCCAGUUCUCAAGAGCUACCAUCCUGCAUCUUUGAGAUGCACCCUGCUCCAACACACCUGAGUGAAAUGGCUCGUUAGGCCUGUUCAGAGCUGAAUGACUGAUGGUGAGGGAAUUCAUCCAUUUGAUCCCGGUCUGUUGCAGUGAGGAUGAAUCUAAAAGUUGCAGGAGGGUAGCUCUCGAGGGCUGGACUUGAACACCCCUGCCAGUAGGUGGAUGUCAUUAGCUUUAAAUAGUGAUGGGUAAAUGAGGUGUCAUGUAUCGUUUCGACCCAAAGCAAAACUGUAUUGAUACUGUGUCGAUGCUGUGUCACUAAAUACUGACAAAUGCUAGACAUUAAAAAUCUCUACAGGCAA
Xiphophorus couchianus (Monterrey platyfish) is the source of this 3061-nucleotide messenger RNA. It is a transcript of the gene gtf2h2, whose product is annotated as general transcription factor IIH, polypeptide 2. Gene Ontology annotation, biological process: nucleotide-excision repair; regulation of transcription by RNA polymerase II; DNA-templated transcription. Gene Ontology annotation, cellular component: transcription factor TFIIH holo complex; transcription factor TFIIH core complex. The transcript is spliced from 15 exons. The coding region runs from base 127 to 1305 and encodes 392 amino acids. Lineage: Eukaryota; Metazoa; Chordata; Actinopteri; Cyprinodontiformes; Poeciliidae. The record is from RefSeq and is a predicted model, not a curated record. Gene Ontology annotation, molecular function: zinc ion binding.